Molecule: messenger RNA, 981 nt
Organism: Telopea speciosissima
Lineage: Eukaryota; Viridiplantae; Streptophyta; Magnoliopsida; Proteales; Proteaceae
Product: U-box domain-containing protein 17-like
Exons: 2
Coding region: 1-981 (326 amino acids)
Biological process (GO): protein ubiquitination
Cellular component (GO): cytoplasm; nucleus
Molecular function (GO): ubiquitin-protein transferase activity
Source: RefSeq, a predicted model, not a curated record
AUGGUCGGUGAAGAUGGAGUAUCGGAAGCGAGCGGCGGGGAUGAGAAUAUCGGAAGCCUCCUCCAGAACUCUUCUAUUUCUGGUCAUUUCCACGACCUCAACCAGGAGAUCUCCCCGCUUCUCGACAUAUUCCCGUUGAAAGAGCUCGAGCUAUCUCUAGACAUCAGAGAGCAUAUUGAGCUUAUGCAGAGCCAGUUUAGCAAAGCCAAGUUAUUUAUUGACCAACGUGAUGAGAUGCUGAGGCUUCAGCUCUUCUCCUUCCUUGAAGAGUUUGAGCGGGGACAUAUUCUUGAUCAGGAAGCGUUGCGUACUCUUUUCAUCGACAGAUUGGGGAUUCGAGAUGCAAAAACUUGUAGAGCUGAGAUUGAAUUCUUGGAAGAGCAGAUUUAUAAUCUUGAGGGGAAUGUUGAACCGACUGUCUCAGUACUCAAUGGGUUUGUUGCCCUUACAAGGUAUUACAGAUUUUUGCUUUUUGGCUUUGAGGAUGAAGAAAUGGGAACUGGUAACCAUAAGAAACAGAACAAGGGUCUUAUUUCUUUGGAUAAUGGUGAAUCUAGUGUUCCAAUUCCAAAGGAUUUUAUUUGCCCAAUAUCUUUGGACUUGAUGCGAGACCCGGUAAAAAUCUCAAGGGGGCAGACCUAUGAUCGACUUUCCAUAGCCCAUUGGAUGGAAGAAGGGCAUUGCAGCUGUCCAAAGACAGGACCGAUCCUUACUCACACUCGUCUUGUGCCAAAUCGAGCUCUCCCAAAGCUAAUCUCCCAGUGGUGCUCUGCUCAUGGGAUACAUUUUGAUCCAUCAGAUAGUCCAGAUACGACAAUGAAAACCAUUGCAGUGGCUGCAGCUGCCAAAGCUGCAAUCAAAGCUAACACAGCAACAGCUGAGCUUCUAAUUCAACAGUUAUCAAAUGGGUCAGAGGUGGUAAAAACAGUCGCUGUUCGCGAGCUGCGGUUGCUGGCUAAAACUGGAAGAGAGAAUGGCUGA